CAAAUGAUAACGAGGAUGGUGCCUCAUUUAGCAGCGAGGCUGGAUCAAGAACAUGCUUUCAAGAUGGCGAAUGACUUGUUUGGCGAAGACCUCUUCUCUGUCUUCGAUGGUCAAGAUUCUCAAGAGACGAGCGCUAAGGAUGAAGUAGCAAAUAUAGGCUUAUCUACCAGCACUGCUCGUAAAAGAACUUUGGAAGACCAAAAAAGGGAUGAUGACGGCGAGGAAGUGGUUGCACCCAGUAGUAGUGUCCAAACGAAAAAACAAAAAUCCGAUGACCACGAUCUUGCGUUGUUAGAUAUUCCAAGGGUUCAGGUGCAAAAUGUUGAAACAAUGGAAGCCUGUACUCAUGAGGUUGUUAUCCCAGAAGGAUGUGAUUAUUCACCACUUCAGGCUAUCAAUGAAAAACCAGCCAAGGAAUACCCUUUUAUUCUGGACCCGUUUCAAAAAGAGGCUGUGAAAUGCUUAGCAAAUAACCAAUCGGUCCUCGUCUCUGCGCACACAUCAGCUGGCAAAACUGUGGUUGCUGAGUAUUGUAUUGCAAUGUCUCUUCAACGAAAACAGAGAGUUAUUUACACAACUCCAAUCAAAGCACUGAGCAAUCAGAAAUACAGAGAGCUUUAUGAUGAAUUUCAGGAUGUUGGUCUCAUGACCGGGGAUGUUACAAUCAAUCCAAGUGCAAGUGCCUUGAUCAUGACCACUGAGAUUUUGAGAAGUAUGUUAUACAGAGGAUCAGAGUUGAUGCGUGAAGUUGCUUGGGUGGUUUUUGACGAAAUUCAUUACAUGAGAGAUAAAGAAAGAGGAGUUGUUUGGGAAGAAACAAUUAUCUUGCUGCCGGACAAUGUUCACUACGUUUUCCUGUCCGCUACAAUUCCAAAUGCACGGCAGUUUGCGGAAUGGGUUGCCUAUCUCCAUAAACAGACUUGUCAUGUUGUGUAUACAGACUUCAGACCAACCCCCCUGCAGCACUAUCUCUACCCUUCCGGAGGAGAUGGAUUGUAUUUGGUUCAAGACGAGAAGAAACAAUUUCGAGAAGACAAUUUUGGUAAGGCUAUGAGAGUGUUGCAAGACUCUUCGUCGUCGAGUGAUAAUAAGUGGCAAAAGGCAGGAAGAAGGAGUUUUAAAGGUCCGACUGAUGUUCAUAAGAUUGUUAAACUGAUAAUGGAACGGAAUUUCGCCCCCGUCAUUGUCUUUGGAUUUUCGAAAAAAGAAUGCGAGGCCAAUGCACUUCAGAUGUCAAAACUCGAUUUCAAUACAGAUGAAGAGAAGAAGCUCGUCCAGGAAGUUUUUGCCAAUGCCAUUGAUUGCCUUUCAAAUGAAGACAAAUGCUUGCCUCAGGUGGAAAAUAUCCUUCCGCUAUUGAAGCGGGGAAUAGGCAUCCAUCAUGGCGGACUCCUUCCAAUUCUCAAAGAAGUGAUAGAGAUCUUAUUCUCCGAAGGCUUAAUCAAGGCGCUCUUUGCAACUGAGACGUUUGCCCUGGGACUUAACAUGCCAGCAAGGACCGUUGUCUUCACAAAUGCUCGAAAAUUCGAUGGCAUCGACUUUAGAUGGAUCUCAAGUGGCGAAUAUAUCCAGAUGAGUGGCAGAGCUGGAAGGCGUGGGCUUGACGACAGAGGCAUUGUCAUCUUGAUUGUUGAUGAGAAGAUGGGGCCAGAUGUCGGAAAGGGGCUUCUAAAGGGAGCCGCAGAUCCUCUCAACAGUGCCUUUCGUCUAACCUAUAACAUGGUGUUGAACCUUCUUCGAUUGGAAGAGAUUAAUCCAGAAUAUAUGCUCUCAAAGUCGUUUUAUCAGUUUCAAAAUUAUGCUGGCAUCCCAAAGCUUUUAGAAGAGCUUAAAGAAAAAGAUAGGAAGAGAGACGAAAUCGUUAUACCUAAGGAAGAUACAGCCAUGUCUUACUACAAAAUAAGACAGCAGCUAGAUAAGCUUUCAAAAGAAUUAAUGAAGUUCAUCCAUCAGCCAAAGUAUUGCCUUCCCUAUUUGCAGCCAGGGAGACUUGUUCAGGUGAGCGACCGUGAUCAGGAUUUUGGCUGGGGAUGCGUGGUAAAUUUUCAAAAAAAGAACAACCAAAAGGGAGCCAGUGCUAGUCUAGCAAGUGAAACAAUAUACAUUGUCGAAGUUUUGUUGAACUGCUCUAAAACCACAAAGAAAAUGGCAACUGGCGAAGUUCCUGUACCAUGUCAACCAGGCGAAAAGGGGGAAAUGGUGGUGGUUCCAGUUCUUAUACACUUAUUGCAAUCCAUAAGCAGUAUACGUUUAUACCUUCCAAAAGACCUGCGACCCCUGGAUGCAAGAGAGACAGUGAAGAAGUCAGUUCAGGAAGUUAAAAAGCGAUUCCCUGAUGGCUUGCCUGUACUGGAUCCAAUUGAAGACAUGAACAUAAAGGACGAACAACUGAAAAAGAUUGUGAACAAAAUCGAAGUAUUGGAGCACCGCUUAUACAAUCAUCCAUUACACAAAGAUCCAGACUUGGAGAGACUAUACAACUUAUGUGCGAAGAAAGCUAAUAUUGAUCACGAAAUGAAAGCCGUUAAGCAAAAUCUGAAGAAGGCAAAAACUGUCAUUCAACUCGACGAGCUUAAGUGCCGCAAGAGAGUCCUCAGAAGGCUUGGUUACGUCAACGCUUCUGACGUCAUCGAGCUGAAGGGUCGUGUGGCGUGUGAAAUAAGCAGCGCAGACGAAUUGCUUCUGACUGAGAUGAUUUUCAACGGUGUUUUUAACGAUCUGUCUUCAGAGCAGUGCGUUGCACUGUUGAGCUGCUUUGUAUUUCAAGAAAAGGCCGAUGACCCCACACAAGUCCAAGAAGAGCUGGCAGGGCCACUGAGGCAAAUGCAGGAAUCUGCUCGACGGAUCGCAAAAGUUUCUGAAGAGGCGAAAAUGGACAUUGACGCUGACCGAUAUGUGGACAAAUUUAAGCCAAGUCUGAUGGAUGUCGUUUAUUCUUGGUGCAAAGGUGCUUCAUUUGGGGAAAUAUGCAAAAUGACAGAUGUGUUCGAAGGCAGCAUAAUUCGCUGUAUGAGGCGUUUGGAGGAGCUACUACGUCAGAUGUGUCAAGCUGCCAAAGCUAUUGGCAAUACUGAACUGGAAAACAAGUUUGCCACUGGUAUUACAAAACUCAAGCGAGAUAUUGUGUUUGCAGCCAGUUUGUAUCUUUAAUGCUUCUGUAUACAUUUUCCGUAAAUAUUAUUAUAUUUCCUCAAUAAAGUGACAAAGGUAUUAUUGCAAGGCGAUAAAGAAAUGGGAUACUUGGUUUUAUUUUUUCCAAAAAAACUUUUCCGUUUUCCUCGUAAAUCUUUAGUUGUGUGACAUCAUUGUUUGUCGUCAGAAUAACCAUUUUACCCUGUAAUAAAUCUUAUUUUGAACAGUUUCCCUCUUGUCUUUCUACCAACGAAUUAUUUCGGGUGGCAGUUUUAUUUUCUUUAGAUAAAGCCAAUAAUGUGUAUUAUUAUGAAUAAAUUGGUCUAAGAGCUUCUUCUGGUUUCUUA
Rhopilema esculentum is the source of this 3479-nucleotide messenger RNA. RefSeq names its product exosome RNA helicase MTR4. Gene Ontology annotation, molecular function: RNA binding; RNA helicase activity; ATP binding. NCBI's taxonomy places the organism in Eukaryota, Metazoa, Cnidaria, Scyphozoa, Rhizostomeae, Rhizostomatidae. Gene Ontology annotation, cellular component: nucleus. Gene Ontology annotation, biological process: maturation of 5.8S rRNA; RNA catabolic process. The record is from RefSeq and is a predicted model, not a curated record.